Messenger RNA from Seminavis robusta, 832 nucleotides. The record is from the annotation of a GenBank genome assembly. NCBI's taxonomy places the organism in Eukaryota, Bacillariophyta, Bacillariophyceae, Naviculales, Naviculaceae.
AGCUGGAGUUUGGCUGUCACUGUCAUCACGUUCAAAGAGCCGAGGAAGGAAGUACAAUAGGGAAGUGGUUGUUCAACCCAUCCAACUUGUGUCAAUCGAGUAAACAAACAGUCGUCAACAUACACACAUACAGUACGAACCACCUCUAUUGAUAUCCUCGAAAGAGCGCUGGAUGGAUCCACUAUGAAGCCUCAAGCCUUCCUACUUAUCCUUGCUCUGUGUUUGAAACGCGUCAAUGCCUUCCAACCACUCCUCCCCCUGCCAUCAUCCUACAGGACCGACCCUCUCUCGGAACUGACAGAGAAGGCUGCAAGCGGUGCUACUCGUAGUCCAUCGGCACGUUUUGCUGAUCCAGUAGACGCUCGAGACCCAGCGCUGUCGACGAAAACGCAACAGAACUCUAGUAGUACUACAGAAUCCUCAGCUGCACCCCCUCAAUACGUCAUGCCUCCUGAUCCACAAGGCACACCAAACAUGGGUCCUCCGUUUGGGGAAUACCACUUGGCCGAUCAAGGAUGGCCCUUGAUGAUGCAAUGGGAUUGGUGGGAUACUCCAAUGGACCAAAGAUGAUAACUCAGCGAAAAAGUGAUCCUCAAGCCCAUGAAAUCGUACCGUAGUGAGCAGAAUGUACCGUAGUAUGUAACAGUAGUUAAAAUGGACCUUUCUUUCUAAUAAUUACAUCUUUUGAGCAGUUGUUUUUCUGGCUCUGUGGUCGCCAGGGCCGGGCGCUAGUUGGCUGAGCCAACCUCUUUCUCUCCCCACUCCCAGUUGCAAAAAGAAACGGACCGCUGUGCUAGGAGGAAUGGCAGCACCGGCACAAUAGCUGCAAAUA